CUAACGGAGUGUAGCGAGCGUAAGUCCUGAGCGCGAGCACGUGGGCAGGAGAGAGAGAGAGAGAGAGAGAGAGGGAGAGAGAGAGAGAGAGAGAGAGAAAGAGAGCGAGAGCGCGCCAUACGCGGCAUUACGUUUACGUGGACAGAUGACUGGCGAGAGAGGCUUGGUAAUACGGUUUACUUGCGGCCGUGGAGCAGCACGCAGGCAUUUUGUCGUUGCGAGCACGUGUUCGUCGCGCCGCUUGUGAAUUGCGACUCCGCGUUCCGACAGGUAUUGCGCAAGAUUCAGUCGGCAAGUGUCGCGGAGGAGGAGGCGCCAAUUCGGCAAAUAAAAGCUUUCCGGCAGUGCGACACGAGAGAAGUAAGUUGCAACUUUUUUUAUGGGAGACGCAGUACGGAGAUAAAAGAAGAUGCCGAAAAAGGUGGUGCCGACGGAGCGGGCGAAGGCGAUCCUUCGUGGUGAGAACAAUUCCAGGCCACAGAGCUUCACCGCGAUCGAGCAAGACGACUCGGACUCGGACUCGGGUGUGAAGCUCAAGAAGGAGAUUGGCCUGGUCGACGGUGUGGCCAUAAUCGUCGGCAUAAUCGUCGGAUCGGGGAUCUUCGUGUCGCCCAAAGGUGUAUUAACGAACAUUGGCAGUGUCGGACAAUCGUUGAUCGUUUGGAUCUUCUCCGGGUUCCUGUCGCUCAUCGGUGCGCUAUGUUACGCCGAGCUGGGUACGAUGAUCCCGAAGUCAGGCGGCGAUUACGCGUACAUCAGCGACGCGUUCGGGCCGUUGCCUGCGUUCCUGUACCUGUGGGUGGCGCUGUUCAUCCUGGUGCCGACGGGAAACGCCAUAACAGCACUGACUUUCGCUCAGUACAUAUUGCAGCCUGUGUGGCCCGGUUGCGAGCCGCCCUACGAAGCCGUGCGCCUGCUCGCCGCUGCCGUCACGUGCUUCCUGACCGCCAUCAACUGCUACAACGUCAAAUGGGCAACGAGGCUACAAGACAUAUUCACGGGCACCAAGAUAUUCGCUCUGAUAAUAAUCAUGAUUGCCGGUGCCUGGUGGCUGGGUUUGGGACACACUGAAAACCUUCGGAACCCAAUGGCCAACACCAACUAUCAACCCGGCUACAUUGCUCUGGCUAUCUAUUCCGGGCUCUUCUCUUACUCCGGAUGGAAUUACUUGAACUUCGUCACGGAGGAGCUCAAAGAACCCUACAAGAAUCUUCCACGAGCGAUUUGUAUCUCAAUGCCACUCAUCACGAUGAUUUACGUGCUUGCCAACGUUGCCUAUUUCGUCGUAUUGACGCGCGACGAAAUACUUGCAUCCAAUGCCGUUGCCGUCACGUUCGGCGACAAACUGCUUGGAGGUAUGUCGUGGAUAAUGCCAUUCUUUGUGGCAUGUUCGACGUUCGGCGCAUUGAAUGGUGCAAUAUUUGCGAGUUCGAGAUUAUUCUUCGUCGGGGCGCGUAACGGCCACUUGCCCACGGCGAUAUCGCUGAUAAACGUGAGGAAUCUAACGCCGAUGCCAUCGCUCAUAUUCCUUUGCAUCAUUACGCUGGCAUUGUUGAUCAUCAAAGACGUCUACGUGCUGAUCAAUUACGUGAGCUUCGUCGAAGCAGUCUUUACCACGAUGUCGGUCACUGGACUUUUGUGGCUCAGAUACAAAAGGCCGGAUUUACAUAGGCCCAUCAAAGUACCACUAGCACUGCCCGUCAUCUUCUUUAUAAUCUGUGCCUUCCUAGUUAUACUUCCUUGCUGCGAUUCGCCUUGGGAAGUCGGCGUUGGUGUCAUUUUCAUCCUGUCCGGCAUUCCCGUUUACGGCAUAUUUAUACACUGGCCCAACAAGCCCAAAUGGCUCGUCACUGCUUCCCACAAAUUCAAUAUUAUAUGUGCCAAGUUAUUUAUGUGCGUACAAGAGGAUAAAACUUCAUAAAAUAUGCAUAUAUGUUCAUGGUUGACUAGUAUAAUGAUUGUUUGCGAAUUGCCAGGUAAAGAUGAAAAUCUGUACCUCUCGCCUGUGCAUAAUUGAGGCAAUAAUGAUAGGCUCACAAAGUGCCCACUUUACAUACAUAAUACAUACAUAUAUUUUAAAUACUUGUAAUUUUGAUAAAGAGGUCAGGUUAAGACAACCUCGAUUGACGCGCAACAUUUUUGUAUGCCAUAGCCCAGUUUGGGAUACACAGAUUAUCAAAGAUUAUCAGUGCUAUUUCGUGAUCAUUGAACGAUUCUUAUCAUAUUCAAUGUUGACUGCCUAUUUAAACAAUAAGAGAUUAUUCAUAACAUUUAAUCGUCGUUUUUAACCCCCGAAUAUACAUAGUUCAUUUCAACAGUAUUCACUUUUUAUCACGUCUACCAUUAGAGUUUUCAAAUGAUAUUAAACAAUUAUUACGGCGGUAAUAUUUCUUUUUCAAAUAUAUUAGUUUUUAAUUAACGGUCGCGACAAUCGAAAAUGAAUGGUAACUCAAUAAUAGUGUUUGAAUUUGGCAUACCUUUUGAUCGUCUUUUAACAAAUUUACUGCCAAUGAUUAAAAAAAGUUAAUUUAAAUCGUCAUCAGUUUUUAAAAAUUCGUUAAGAUUUCGUUAAAAUUCAUUAUUGCUAUCAAUACAUGUAUUCUAAAAAUAAUUGAUCUUGGAUACUUUUGAAAUUUACGGAUAUGUUAAUCAUGCGACUUUUAUAGACUAUUAUUUUUGCAACAAUUUUUAAUAUGCGAAUUAAUUUACAUACAUAAUACAUUUCGAUCUACUAGUUGCUUAAGAUAUUAGAAAUAUGUAAAAUUUUGUCCACUUCAUUUUUAGAAUUUUAAUAGAAACUCAUUAAAUUAUGAGCAUUUUAGAAAGAUUUAGUGUUUUAUAGGAUCCGCUGCUCAUUUAUCGACUCUUUAUAGUAUCAAAUACGAAUACUUUGCAUUUUCAAUGAAAUCGCUAUGCUUAAUUCAAUUUUAGUUCGUUUAUAAACAAUAGUUUACACACGAUAUGUAAAUCUACUUAUAAUCAACAUAUAUGUAAAUAUUUUAAUUUAAAAAACAUUGUUAGCGAUUGAAUUGAGUUGCAAAAUCAUUCUUUGAAAAAGAUAACUAACAGUUAGUUAAUUUUUUCUUUAACUGUAUACUAAAAGAACUAUUGUUAUUAGAACUAUUGUUAGUAGAACUAAAGUUGUUAUUACUUAAUUUUAGAAUACAAAAAAUUAUGCUUAACAUAUAUCAAAUAGUUGGAUAGAAGUGAAUUAUUGAAAUGAAAAUUAGUUUACACAAAAUAUUCCCUGUAGAAAUCGUAUGGAUUAAAGGCGAAACGACAGAUAUUUUUAUAGUUACAGAAUGUAUUAAUGUCAUUUAAUAUUACGCAAGAAAUGUCCUUUAUAAGGAUUAUAUCAAGUUCAUUAUAAUAUUUAUUGCUUAUAAUUAAUUUUACGAUAAUUAUUCUUACAUUCUUCCAACUUUUUGACAAAUAUGAAAAUCUAUAUUUUGCGACAUAUGCAGUAAAUGAUUCCUUUAUUGAAAAAAAUAUAAUUUUAGCAUAAAAUUUCCAAUGAAAAUUAUAAGACUAUUUUUUUGCAUUAGAUGACCACAUUUGGUAUUUGUAAAUGCACAAAAUAUUUUGUAAAUAAACAAUCAACUUAUA
Phymastichus coffea is the source of this 3606-nucleotide messenger RNA. RefSeq names its product Y+L amino acid transporter 2 (gene mnd). NCBI's taxonomy places the organism in Eukaryota, Metazoa, Arthropoda, Insecta, Hymenoptera, Eulophidae. The transcript is spliced from 9 exons. Bases 410 to 1921 code for a protein of 503 amino acids. Gene Ontology annotation, biological process: amino acid transmembrane transport. Gene Ontology annotation, molecular function: L-amino acid transmembrane transporter activity. The record is from RefSeq and is a predicted model, not a curated record. Gene Ontology annotation, cellular component: membrane.